AUGUUAAUUCUUGACAAGCUUGCUAGCUUUGAUCUCGACAAUUGUAUAGAAAUCUGCAGAGACCCUGGUCUAACCACAAAGGUUAUACAGUUCACUAGCAAUAGACCCAACAUGACAUACAGUAAUGAGACACACAAGACACUGCUGAAACGUUCAUCACUGAAGCUACUGUGCAGACUUGCAAAGACUAAAGGGAAAAUUGGUGUAACUUUGCGUCAGAAUAUUUCAGAACAUCCCUUCCUUUUGAGCAAUCUUGUGGAGAUCUUGGAUAAUAAUGAUAGCAGCCAUGAACUGAGGGAGCUCACAACAGAACUCAUUAAGAACAUUGCCAUGGAGGAAAAGAUAAAGGAGGAGAUCGGACACAUCCCAGUGAUCAUUAGCAGGUUGAUGGAUGCAUUUCUCAGCCAAAGUGCUCUCUCAAGAACAGAUUCAGCUCAGUUGCUACAAAUGACCUCCGGGCAAGCAUUGGCAGUUCUGGCAAUGGAGAGUGCGAACAACUGCUUAAUUAUGUUAGCGGAACCACACUCAUUCAUCAAGGAACUCACAGUUAUGAUCCAUGGUGACAGGUACAGGUACGUAGCUUCGAGCCUGUUGCAGAAUAUGUGUGUGCAUGUUCGACCUGAGCUUGGCAACUCGGACCUGAAGGAAAUCUCCUACAUUCUGAGAGAGGUGCUGGAAGGAAUAAUGGAUGCAGAAGGGACUGAACUGGAGGUCCUUGUUGGCCUUAGUUCACAAAUAUGUAAUGUCAUUCCUGGCAAUUUUGCACGAGAACUAGAGCAUGGUCAGAUCAAGGAAAGAUUUAUAAGGAGGCUAGUCGAUGCACUUAACUCAAAUAUGAGACCCACUGCUCAUUGUCCCGGGAUCAGAAGGUCGAUAGUUGAACAUACCAUAUGCAUGAUGGAGUGUAAUCCUGAGUAUGCCGGCUGUUUCAAGGAAUGUUGGAUGAUGGAAGCACUGCUAAUGGUGGAGCGUACACCUUCAAGGGCUGAAAAGUACAGGUUCUUCUCGGGUGAUGCAGGACUCAUGGAGCACAGCAUACCUCUAUCCACACUUGUGGCUAGAGCAAAAGAACUGAUGGACCAUGAGUAGCUACGAGGCAUCAGCAGUGAAGUGCACCUGAAUAUGUGUUUAGGAGAUAUUGUACUCCUACUAAUA
Triticum aestivum (bread wheat) is the source of this 1155-nucleotide messenger RNA. RefSeq lists its product as uncharacterized. Lineage: Eukaryota; Viridiplantae; Streptophyta; Magnoliopsida; Poales; Poaceae. Bases 1 to 1089 code for a protein of 362 amino acids. The transcript has 2 exons. The record is from RefSeq and is a predicted model, not a curated record.